AGCCCGGACGAGAGAACCGAGGAAAGUUGUCCGGGUCGCACAACUUACCCAGACCUCACGAAGAGAUGAGAUCCACCGGAGGAACGCGCGCCACCUAAACUGCACGGUUUAUUUCGUUGAUUGAGAAAAAGUUUCAUGAAGAUAUACAAUGUUUAUGAAUGGGAGUUCUCUGAACAGCUCUGCACUGGACCCUAGCGAGCAAGCACUUCAGCGGCCGCCCUGGGUCACUACUACUCUCGGGUGUUUCCUCAUAUUCACUAUAGUGGUGGAUAUUUUGGGAAACCUGCUGGUGAUUUUCUCCGUCUACAGAAACAAGAAACUUCGGAACGCAGGUAACAUUUUCGUGGUGAGUUUGGCAGUGGCGGACCUGGUGGUGGCCAUUUACCCAUAUCCGCUGGUCCUGACCUCCAUAUUUCACCGGGGCUGGAACCUGGGCUACAUGCACUGCCAGAUCAGCGGCUUUCUAAUGGGUGUCAGUGUAAUCGGCUCCAUUUUCAACAUCACCGGCAUCGCAAUUAAUCGCUACUGUUAUAUAUGCCACAGCCUCAAGUAUGACAAGCUGUACAGUGACAAAAACUCAGUCUGCUAUGUACUGUUAAUCUGGGCCUUGACGGUGCUCGCUAUUGUGCCCAACUUGUUCGUGGGCUCCCUGCAGUAUGACCCGCGGGUUUAUUCCUGUACAUUCGAGCAGUCGGCAAGCUCAGCGUACACCAUCGCCGUCGUCUUCUUUCACUUCAUCCUUCCCAUCAUGAUCGUCACCUACUGUUACUUGCGGAUCUGGGUUUUGGUCAUACAGGUGCGACGGCGAGUCAAGCCUGACAAUCGUCCCAAGAUCACGCCUCACGAUGUGCGAAACUUUGUCACAAUGUUUGUGGUUUUUGUGCUUUUCGCCGUGUGCUGGGCACCAUUAAACUUCAUCGGUUUGGCGGUAGCCAUUUCUCCAGAGCGAGUGGUUCCUUUAAUACCCGAAUGGCUCUUUGUGGCAAGUUAUUUCAUGGCUUACUUCAACAGCUGCCUCAAUGCAAUCGUCUAUGGAGUGUUGAACCAGAACUUCCGUCGAGAGUACAAACGCAUUGUGGUUUCCGUAUGUACUGCAAGGAUCUUCUUUGGGGAAAGUUCAAAUGAAGCACAGGAAAGACUGAAGAGCAAACCUUCGCCACUCAUGACUAACAACAAUCAGGUGAAGGUAGACUCGGUUUGAGGUGUACAUGAGAGGUGAACUCAAAUAAGCAAAUUUUAUUUAGGAAACAAAAAAACUGAUAACCAAAUAUGGAAGCCGUGUUUAGCCCUGAAACUGUGAUUUGUUGCCUCAACACAAUCGAAACAAACAGGAAGUUGUUAUCAUUGUCUUUUAUAAAGCACUUUUUUCAUUGUUGGUCAGAAGUACUUGUAUGUAUGAAUACCUUGUUUUAAUGUUUACAGUGACUAUAUCGAGAAAUCUAUGUAAGACAUACUUUAUGUAACGGUUUUAUAUGAAUUGUCUUUGUCUGAAGAGAACAAAAACAAAUAUGAAGGUAUGAAUGGUUUUUAGAGUGCAGCUGUCAAGCUUCCAGAAGUAAAAACUGUUCAUUUUCUCCAUGGGGAUUUAAAAAAAAAUAUAAAAACCUGUUGUUGAGGUUGUUAAUCAAUGCUAAAUUAUUUAAAACCAUCUGAUGCUUUUACCAUCUGAUACCCCCCUAGCGUGACUUCCGCGACAGCCAAACACCCCCCCCCCCCCUAACGUGAUUCCAGAUUUUUUUUUUCUCAGCAAACCUAUUGAACACACAACUGUACCUUUGUCUUUUUGUCUACAGUUGAAGUCAGAGUUAUUAGCCCGCCUGAAUUGUUAGCCCCACUGUUUAUUUUUUUUCUCCCAAUUUCUGUUUAACAGAGAGAUUUUUUCAACACAUUUCUAAACAUAAGUGUUUCAUUUUACCAGUUGGUUUGGUUUAAGGAUUAUAAGGGUUUAAUCAAGACAUUUUAAAAGUCCCUAUGGGAAAAAUGAAUGGACAAAAAAAGCUUCUGGAACUCUGCUGAAAAAAAGUGGAUGGGCACUAAUGCACUCUAUUACUGUAUAUAAAUACAUAUUGACUGUGUUUCACUGAUGUUGAUCAUUCAGUGGCGAAUGAAGAAUAGCGUUUGUCAAAAUGAUACCACGAACAUCAGCAUAUCUACAAUGCCUGGCCACUAUUGUGACCAAAACUUUACAAACACUCUACCAAAAGAGUUUGUUAUGGAGUUUACUGCUUUGAAAUGACCUCACCCGGUUCGACACUGUUACUCUCCAUUUGAGAAAGCAAUACUCCUGGAUUGCUGCUUUCCCACAAUUCCCUACAAAUAUGUAAGUAUGGGAUUCCUUUUCUUUAGGGUCUAUGUUCUUUCUCUUCACUUUUCCCUUUUUUAUUUGUCUUUGUCUAUUUAAAUGUUUUAUCUUUUCUCCUUUUUCUCUUUCUCUCCACUCUUUGUAUGCAUGGA
Messenger RNA from Danio aesculapii, 2454 nucleotides. RefSeq names its product melatonin receptor 1A a (gene mtnr1aa). The coding region runs from base 149 to 1201 and encodes 350 amino acids. The record is from RefSeq and is a predicted model, not a curated record. The transcript has 2 exons. Gene Ontology annotation, biological process: G protein-coupled receptor signaling pathway. Gene Ontology annotation, molecular function: melatonin receptor activity. Lineage: Eukaryota; Metazoa; Chordata; Actinopteri; Cypriniformes; Danionidae. Gene Ontology annotation, cellular component: membrane.